Molecule: messenger RNA, 5180 nt
Organism: Limanda limanda (common dab)
Lineage: Eukaryota; Metazoa; Chordata; Actinopteri; Pleuronectiformes; Pleuronectidae
Gene: git1
Product: G protein-coupled receptor kinase interacting ArfGAP 1
Exons: 20
Coding region: 405-2720 (771 amino acids)
Biological process (GO): regulation of ARF protein signal transduction; brain development
Molecular function (GO): protein binding; GTPase activator activity
Source: RefSeq, a predicted model, not a curated record
GUGUGGGUGUGUUUGUGUAGUGUGUGUGUUUGUGUGCUCGUGUGUAUGUGUGCGAGCUGACAGGUAGAAAGCUGCCGUCUCUCGGUGAGUUGCGGGCAAUGCGGUGAACAGAUUUGAGUAAAUAUUCAGACAUGGUGGAUCACUCCAGCAGCCAGAUGAACCAUGUCCACUAAACUUCGCUGCAGACUUGGAGCUCAGCGGUGAAACGUGGGCGAAGACACCGCAGGAACAGACGGGAAAUUCAACUGUCAGCUGGCCGGGAAGAGCCGAUCACACCACCCGGCUUCCGGGGAUUCAGGGGCCGCAUCGGUUGACGGCAGACGUCGGUCGGCAGCUCGGGGGGAAGAGGGCGAGCAGCCACAUCACCGCGGACAUCUACCUCUCAGUUUCUGCCACUUUCCGAGAUGUCAAGGAAGCUUCAGAGGACAGAAGUCUGCGCCGACUGCAGUGCGCCAGACCCCGGCUGGACCAGUAUCAACCGAGGGGUUCUGAUCUGUGAUGAAUGCUGUUCAGUUCACCGCAGCUUAGGGCGUCAUAUCUCCAUAGUCAAGCACCUGAGGCACAGCGGAUGGCCUCCAGCACUACUGCAGAUGGUUCAGACCUUGGCCAGCAAUGGGGCCAACUCCAUAUGGGAACACAGUCUCCUGGACCCUGCUCAGGUGCAGAGUGGUCGAAGGAAACCCAACCCCCAGGACAAAGUCCACCCCACUAAGUCAGAGUUCAUUAGAGCCAAAUACCAGAUGCUGGCCUUUGUACACAAGCUGCCCUGCCGCGAUGAUGAUGGCGUCACCACCAAGGACCUCAGUAAGCAACUCCACUCCAGUGUGCGAACGGGCAGUUUAGAGACAUGUCUUCGGCUCCUGUCCCUCGGUGCUCAGGCCAACUUCUUCCACCCGGAAAAAGGCACUACCCCACUCCAUGUAGCAGCCAAGGCAGGCCAGAUCUUGCAGGCGGAGCUCUUGGUGGUGUAUGGCGCAGACCCUGGAGCACCCGACAUAAACGGACGUACGCCUAUGGACUAUGCAAGGCAGGCUGGUCACAUAGAGUUAGCAGAGCGGCUUGUGGAGUGUCAGUAUGAGCUGACAGACAGGCUAGCCUUCUACCUGUGUGGACGGCGUCCAGAUCACAAGAAUGGCCAUUAUAUCAUUCCUCAAAUGGCAGACAGCCUGGACCUGUCAGAACUGGCCAAGGCUGCCAAGAAGAAGCUCCAAGCGCUCAAUAAUCGGCUGUUUGAGGAGCUAGCGAUGGAUGUCUACGAUGAGGUGGAUCGCAGAGAAAAUGAUGCAGUGUGGCUUACGACCCAGAACCACAGCACUCUGGUAACAGAACGCAGCGCAGUGCCCUUCCUACCAGUCAAUCCUGAAUACUCUGCCACACGCAACCAGGGCCGUCAGAAGCUGGCCCGGUUCAAUGCUCGGGAGUUUGCCACUCUCAUCAUCGAUAUCCUGAGCGACGCUAAAAGGAGACAGCAGGGAAAAGGUCUCAGCAGCCCUACAGACACACUGGACCUGGGUAUUGAUGAUGACCAGCAUGACUAUGACAGCGUAGCAUCUGAUGAAGACACAGACAGUGAGCUAACCACCCAGAACAACAACAACACACAACGCAGCAACCGAGCAAAGAGUAUGGACUCGUCAGACUUGUCAGACGGUCCCAUCACCCUGCAGGAGUACCUCGAGGUGAAGAAGGCCCUGGCCUCCUCAGAAGCCAAGGUGCAGCAGCUCAUGAAAGUCAACAACAACCUGAGCGAGGAGCUGCGGCGGCUUCAAAAGGAGAUCACACGGAUGCAGACAGAGAACAGUGCCCUGCGGGGGGGCCACCAGGCUGGGGGGGCAGCCGGCCAUGGGGUAGGGGGCCAUGGUGGAGGGGGGGGAGGCCACUGGCAAGGGGGUGUGAUGCGAGGAGGAAUAAGUGGAGGGGGUCUGGGUGGGUUUGGGCCCGGAGCGGACAGCCCGGGGCUCUCUGUGACCUCCUCCGUGGCCCCCCACUCCCAUCCCCACCGGAGAGACCGCCAGGCCUUCUCUAUGUACGAGCCAGGGGCGGCCCCCGGCCCCAAGGUCCAUGGCCCCCCAGCCCUGGACUCCCUGGCAGCCCGCCUGCAGCCACUCAACACAUCCAGCGGAAGGAAGGGUAGCACAGGGGGUCCAGUGUCGUAUGGAGGCCAUCAUCUGUCUGGAUCUACAGAGAUGGGCAGAUACAUGAAGCACGGCAGCGGCACAGACAGUGACUAUGACAACACACAAACAUAUGACCACUCGCUAAGUAUGGGCCGCAGCAGUGAGGAGGAGGGUCGUGGGGACUCUGAGGACGGUGGGGGGGGGGAGACGUGGGAGCCCGACCCCACCCUGCCUUGUACAGAGGACGUCAUACUGAAGACUGAGCAGGUGACCAAGAACAUCCAGGAGCUGCUCAGAGCCGCCCAGGAGUUCAAACAUGACAGCUUUGUUCCAUGUUCUGAGAAGAUCCACUCUGCUGUCACUGAGAUGGCCUCACUCUUCCCAAAACGUCCAGCGUUGGAUGCAGUCCACUCCUCCCUCCGGCUGUUGGCUUCCAGCGCCUCGCGGCUGCAGGUGGAGUGCCGCAAAGCGGUGCCCUCGGAGCCCGGCGCCCCCCCGGUGGACUACCAGCUCCUCACUCAGCAGGUCAUCCAGUGCGCCUAUGACAUCGCCAAGGCCGCCAAGCAGCUGGUCACCAUCACCACUCGUGAGAAGAAACAGUGACCCAACUAAUGCAUGGAUGGAUAGAUGAGAGGGAAGAGGAUGAAAGAACAGAUCAAUGCAUGGGGGGGGGCUGAGAGGGAACGGAGGGGCUUCUAGGAGAGGGACGAAGACGGAUAAUGUGAUCACACUAAAGAUGGGAGGACGGGAGUGACGGAAGAAUGAAAAAGAAAAGAGAAGUUUGGAAAAUGCAUGGGAACGAAACCGGAUGGAAGCGCUCAUGGUUGAGUAGAAACAGGAGGACUGAAAAAGGAGAAAUUCCACAAGUGUGGAAGUGAAAGCCGGGGAGGACGAGCGGGGGGGAACCGACAUGGGAAAUAGAGGGCGGAGCAACAGUUGGAAUCAGAUGUGUAUAAUUAACUGUUUAAAUGUGAUGAGCAUAUGUGAAACACACAGGUGGUGAUGUACAGAGAACUGGAUCCCGAGGUGGAAACGGCUUUAUUUAUUCUCACCUGUCUGUUGUCAUCCCUCCCCCCCCCCCAUCGUGGUUGAGAGGGAGAGGGAGUGUCAGCUGUGAGAGAGGGAGGUCCACAGACCGACCACCGCAGAGCGUGAUGGACCCCAAACCACUGCCGUCCUCCUCUGCUUUCCUCUCCCACCUGCUCCUUUGAUGCCUCUCUCUCUCUCUCUCUCUUUCUCUCUCCAGAUAGUCUUUCGUGGGUUAACUUUAACAGGGGGUUCCUGCUCUCCUCCGACCUGUCCCCCCCGUCUCUCUCUCUCUCUACAUUGUCGCUGGUACACAGCGUGAUCUGGCAUGUUUGAAUUUCUCUCCUCUCUCCUCUUUUUCUUUGUUUUUUUUGCAGAUUGGUUUGGUCUGCACCUCCGAGGACAAACCUUACUGACUCACAAAAACAAAACACUUACACUGGAAUAAUUGUGAUUUAUUUGUUGUUUAUCAUGCCAAUUGUUUUUUUUGUUCUUUUUGUAUUGAUAUUUUUACUGACUCGUCUUGAUUUAACUGUUUAUGUAUGUUUUUAUUUCAUUGUCUCAAUAUGAUUCUCAUUUAUUGGAACAGGGAGACAGGUGGGGAGUAAUGUGCUCAACCUCUUACUGGGAUUUAAACCAACGUGCACACGAAAAGAAAAGAAGGAAAAACCUGUGACAUGGUCCUCAACAUUUCUCUCGCGCUCUGUUUUUGGGUGACGGUUGAGGUUUUUUUCUUCAUGUCAUAAUUUGUCCUGUGGCCAAGGGGUCGAAAAGUUGCCAAAGGGGAGUUUGAUUUUUGGGAGAUCAGUUUUAGAUUUUCUGUCAGAUUGAAAACCCCUUGAUGCAUUAUGACAGGAUCUGGAUCAAAAUGCUCUUUCGGUGUUUACUCUUUUAUUUGCCUCUUCUAAUAGAACCAGUGGAAUCAUCUCAGAAUCUCAUAGCAAACAUUAUUUACAUGAAUGAUAACAAACGUUGAGUCAAACGUUUGUUGCCAUGCUUGUCAGAGAUACUGGUAUGUUGCAGUCAAAGCUUGGGUUGGUAAUCCUGGAAAGGCGAGCAGCAUGCUACAUUUAGGAAGCGAUCCAUCUCACCCUCUUCCAUCGGCCCUCUCAUCAAAGCGCACACUGUUUGACAACAACUAGAAGACAACUUUUUUGGACUGGCUCGCUAACUUCUAGCUGUAGCCUCUGCUUCAGCUAUGCAUGUCUCCGCUUCUAAAGACUCAUGCACAGGCAGGGUGCACGUAGGGAGGCAGGCUGGUUAGUAACAGACAGGUACGCCAGCCAAUCAUAUUGUUACUCCGGCUUUUUUCUCUUCUUUUUUUCAAACAACUAUUUAUUGAUGGCUUUCGGGAUGUGAAGAGGAUUUCAACAAACAAAGAUAAAAGGUUGUUUAGAAACAAAUUACCAACCCUACCGUGAAGCUUUAGGUCGACCUGUGGAAAGCACCAGAUCGAGUCAACUGGACAAAAAAUUUGCUCAUUUGAAGUCAAUUUCUGAAACCUCAAGAGUGCGCUUGAUUUACUUUGCCAUGUGUUACUUUCACUGUGGCGAGCACAAACAAGCCCACCGCCACUGUAGUCCUGCUGACUCGGGCCUCAGAAGUUUGAACUUCUAGCUCACCGUCUCUCAUGGGAGACAGCAUUGGGAACAAAGUAGUGUUAUUUUUUUUUGUUGGCUUUUCAAAGAUAGCUCACUGAACCUAUUGUAGGUUAAAACCUUGUUCUGUGCCGAUGGGGUCACACCUGUAACUCAGGUUUCAGAUGGGAUCUUGUUUAAAUUCACCUCUUACCUUUCUCCAAUGAUUCUGCAGCUCUUUUCUCAAAGUGUCUGCAGCUCUCAGAGUUGGUUCUUGCAUCGACCUCGUCUGCAUAAUCUUGGCUCGUCGCUCCAAAGGAUUCUGCGCAUUUAGAAAUUCACCUUCCUGAAACGAUGACGUCGUCCUUCAAACGGCAUUUACCGCUCAUCUCAAUGUUUGAUUUUUUCCUUGUGUCGCUGCCUUUUAGCAAGAAGCAAUUAAACCCCAACUUGUCCCUAA